AUGUCGGAAGAAAAGAAACCCGUGGAGCCAGCUAGCAAUACUGCUAAGCCAGCCAGCGAGGCAGCAAAGCCAACAAAGGAGGCAGCAAAGCCAACAAAGGAGGCAGCAAAGCCAACAAAGGAGGCAGCAAAGCCAGCAAAAAAGAGCUGGUCCAACCCUGCUCUUAGAGCCAUGGGAAUUCCAAAAAUCUCACUUCCGUCCAGAAACUGGAUGAUUUUCUGGUCAGUUCUAGCCACUAUCGGUGGAGGCAUUUACUACGAUAGACACCAGCAGAAAAAAAUCAGAGAGAAGUACACGGAACAGGUCAAAGUUUUGGGAGAAGAGGUAUAUACUUCUAAUCGCAUUCCUAGAAAAGUUACUGUCUUUAUUGCCCCUCCACCCGAUGCCUUUCUUGAGGAGUCAUUGAAGCAUUUCCGUCGCUACGUCAAGCCACUUUUGAAUGCUGCAGCCAUCGACUUCGAUGUUUAUACUGAGGGAAGACAAGGAGAGAUUCGUUCGCAGAUUGCAGACAGAAUCAGAGAGAUUAGAAGAAAAGCUCUUGAGGAUCACAAGAAGAAGGAAGAAGACGCCCGUGCCGAAGCAUACUCCAAAUCAUGGACGAAGUUCUUCAAAGAAGACGUGCCUAACGUGUUCAAGAGGGCAAAGGAAGAGGAGCCAGAGGUGCUUGUGGAUAGACAUGACUUAUAUUCCCCAACCAACGUCCUUGGACUUUACAAGAUUUUUGAGCCGUUGCAGCCAAUAAGAGAUGACGAGACUGAUGUAGAGACGGUUGGUGGAAUCAUUUGUAUUGGAAGGGGUGCAUACAAGGAGUACGUCAGUGGUGUCCAAGAGGGUCUUUUAGGUCCAUUGGAUAAGCCAGAGGAGAAGAUAGAGGAAGUCAAAAUUGAGUCUGUUGAAGGUUCUGAGGAAUCCUCUGAAACUAAGCAAGAAGUCGAGAUCGACGAUUUUGGACUGAAGGACGAAGGCGAUAAACCAAAGCAGGAUCCUGUUCCCCAGCCAUACAUCAAACAGAAAGAUUAUCAGUCCGCCGUAUUGGCUCCCGAACUCGAUAUGUCCACUGUUAUCAGAGAUAGCAACAACGUUCCUGUGAUGUUUGAGCAACCAUUAUAUGUUUACCCAAUUCCUAAGUUAGUUGGAAUUUCAAACUGGCCCAGAAAGAUAUACAGAUUCUUCACCAGAAGAGACAUUGCUGAGGAUGUGACCUCCGAAACAUUGGCUAUUGUUUACGGCAAAAGCCGACCAUUUGAAUACAAGGACAAUUUCCUCGCUAAGGAAGAGGAGUUGAAUUGGCCAAAAAAAUGGGUUGAAAGAGGCAGAAAGAAGGAAAGUGAAUGGGUUCAAGAAGUUGAAAUUGAUAACAGAAUCGCUGACCGCCUUCGUGUGUUUGAACAAACUAAAUAA
Sungouiella intermedia is the source of this 1401-nucleotide messenger RNA. NCBI's taxonomy places the organism in Eukaryota, Fungi, Ascomycota, Pichiomycetes, Serinales, Metschnikowiaceae. The record is from the annotation of a GenBank genome assembly.